GUGACGCCUACAUGGUAGUUUCUGGUCUUCCAGAACGACGAGAAGAUCACGCCUCGCAAAUCGCCCAGAUGAGCUUAGCGUUGUUACACAAAGUGAAAAACUUUGUGAUCAGACAUCGACCGAAUGAUCAGCUAAAACUUCGAAUCGGUAUGCAUUCGGGAUCAGUUGUCGCCGGCGUCGUAGGCUCGAAAAUGCCUCGAUACUGUCUGUUCGGCGAUACGGUCAAUACUUCAAGCCGUAUGGAAAGUAACGGACUACGUAAGUUGAUCGUGGCAUUAUUUGAAUCAUAUUAAAA
Strongylus vulgaris is the source of this 295-nucleotide messenger RNA. Lineage: Eukaryota; Metazoa; Nematoda; Chromadorea; Rhabditida; Strongylidae. The record is from the annotation of a GenBank genome assembly.